Effrenium voratum is the source of this 1509-nucleotide messenger RNA. The record is from the annotation of a GenBank genome assembly. Lineage: Eukaryota; Dinophyceae; Suessiales; Symbiodiniaceae.
AUGCAGCCGGAUGGCAUCCAACGUGCGCUGGGGCCAACAUCGACCUGGCAUAGGUUAACAACGCCCGCUCGAGCGCAGGGCUACGGGCACUCAGCGAACUCGCCCGCCAGCUGGCCCACGUUAGGCGUUCACAGCGCGGUGGGCGCGGUCACUGGCGUGGCAGUGGCCCGCUCUCGGCGAGGCACGCCAGGCAGCAACAGGUGGGCUCGCUGUGCAGCGCCGGACGCCAGCAAAGAUUCUGGCACAGGCAAAGCGCUGAUAUCUCGGCUGCUGCGAGAGUUUCGGGAGCAGGCGCAGCCGCGGCUGUUGAUCCCGGCCACGGUGAUCUCCAUGUCGCUGGCCGGCGUGGCGUCCUUCAGGGCAUGCCUUACUGGCCGCCUGCUGGACAUUGCCUUGGGCAUCGCGCAGACGGGGACUGGCGAUGCCGCGCGAGCCCUUGCGCCGCUUGCAGGCCUGUAUUUGGCAGCAGCGCUGUACGGAUACAUUGCCAACGUGUUCCAGAGCAUCCUUUUUGCUUUGGCCAGGUGGAAGAUGUCCAUGCUGAUGAGGCAGAACCUCUUCAAGGCGCUGAUGCGGCAGGAGGUGGCCUUCUUUGAGCAGAACUCCAGUGGGGCGCUGGUGUCCAGGCUGACAAAUGAUACGGAUCAGCUGCAGAAUGUGUUGAAUCGCGCACCCGAGACGCUGGUGACAAACUUGAUGCGUUUGACUGUAUCUCUGGUCCUCAUGGCGCAGCAACACAAGCUGCUGACCAUGGCCAGUGUGGCACACAUGCCCCUGGCCUUUCUCCUUGUCAAGAAGACCGGCCAGGUGGUUGGACGUUAUGGCCUGCUGCAGAACGACGCAUUGGCGCGGGUGAACGGCGUCGCCUCUGAGGCCAUCGCGAACGUGCGAGCCGUGCAGCUCGCCGGCGCUGAAUCCACAGAGACGAAGGAGUACGACAGCGCAACCCAGAACUACCUGGAGGUGAUCCAGCAAACUGUCUACAAAGAGACGGCACUGAGAUUCCUUUCGACACUUCUGAAUGACGCACUGGCCGAUGUCCCACUCUUAUGCUUGUCGUGCUGGUUCAUUGCAAAGGGCGAGCUGACGAUGGGCCAGUUCUACGCCUACAGGACACUGCUUUGGAGCUACCGCCGGGGAUUCCGCGAGCUGGCAGAUCUAUUUACAGGGAUCUCUCGUGCACAGGCGGUUUCCAGAAGAUACUUCGAUCUGAAAGACCGGGAACCCCGGGUGCGCUCAGAAGCCAAUGCUUUGCCAUUGCCAAAGUCCGCAGUGGAAGGGCAUCUGAAGCUGGAUGGCGUCUCAUUCCACUACGCGGAUCAGGACAGCUGGGAGCUCCAGGAUGUUAGCUUCUGCGUGGAGCCGGGGGAGGUGGUCGCAUUGGUGGGCGCCAGCGGCGCCGGCAAGUCUACGGUGCUGAAGCUUUGCGCGCGCCUGGCAGACCCGCAGGAGGGCUCUGUGCAGCUGGACGGAAAGGAUCUCAGGGAGCUCAACCUGCAGGACGGCUGA